AUGUGUGGUCUGUCGGUCGAUGGGUCGGUUGGUCGGUCGAUGGGUCAGCCAGUCAGGCGGCAGCGGCAGCGGCGAGCCCAGGCGCCCGCUGAUUGGUGCAGCCGAUGUGGUGGCGUCUGUCUCGGUCUGGCGCCUUGCGCCUCGCUCGCCUGCACGCGGCGAGCCGAGGCCGCAGGGCCCACGUGUUGCACACGUGGCCGCCACCAGACAGACAGACAGGCAGAGGUGCCGGCCCCAAGAGGCACAGACACAGACAGAGGCGUGCGCCUGUCUGCUUUCGUCGGGCCUGCAUGUACUGCCUGUGCUGCCCAUCCGCUUCGGCGCGGACCUUCCCGGGCUUGUCGACGAACGAGCCUCUCCCACUUCACAUACUCUCGCUCAAAUGGGCCUCAUUCAGAGCGAAGAAUGACUGGAAAUUGGCCAGAACUUGACGGGAAAUUCAACAAUCUGACCGCAACUUGGCGGCCACUUGAGCAGAACAAUUCAGCCCAAACUAGGCGCUGCGUUGACCGCAAAUUGGCCCGGAUUUGA
Protopolystoma xenopodis is the source of this 531-nucleotide messenger RNA. Lineage: Eukaryota; Metazoa; Platyhelminthes; Monogenea; Polystomatidea; Polystomatidae. The record is from the annotation of a GenBank genome assembly.